Mycetomoellerius zeteki is the source of this 1167-nucleotide messenger RNA. RefSeq lists its product as uncharacterized. Gene Ontology annotation, cellular component: neuronal cell body; dendrite; membrane. Bases 1 to 1167 code for a protein of 388 amino acids. The record is from RefSeq and is a predicted model, not a curated record. NCBI's taxonomy places the organism in Eukaryota, Metazoa, Arthropoda, Insecta, Hymenoptera, Formicidae. Gene Ontology annotation, biological process: sensory perception of taste; chemosensory behavior; male courtship behavior. The transcript has 2 exons.
AUGUCAUCGAGUUUCCAAGGAGAAUCCAGAGGCAAAGAAAAAAAAGCAGAAUGGCGAUUGUUCCAAGCCAAGGACUUUCAAUCCUUGAUGUACCCUUGCUUCGCUUUGUGUCGUAUCUUAGGAAUAUUUCCGUAUAAAAUCAAUGCUACGAGUUUUGAAAUUUCAAAACCAUACCUCAUUCUGUUGAUCGUUAUUGUCUGCCCUUGUAGCAUUUGGUCAUUGAUAACAUUGCACAAUUCUUCCAUUCUUGAAAAAAUUGAUAUGUUGUAUAUACCUCAGACUCUUGUGCAUAUCUGUUUUUUAGUGCUUGGCAAUUUCAUAAUAAUUGUCACGUUUAUUCUAACAGUUCCACGAAUGCGCUUGCUUCAGACUAUACUGAAGAUCUCUUCAAGAUUGCCCUCAGAAUCAUAUGAUAAAUUAUCUAAACUGAUCCACACUAAGGACAUCAUCGGUUUCUUUUAUUCAAUUGGAAUCGCACUAAUGCUCAUAUUCUUACUGCCAAUGAAUCGCUUAUUUGAAUUGUACAUCAUGGCAGUGAUAUUCCAAAUGAAUAUGCUGUACGUAAAUUGUGUUUGUGUAUUAAAAGCAUGUUUUACAAGAAUGAACGACAAUUUGAUGAGCAUUAGAAGAUUCAUUGCAAAUAAUGAGCCAAGCGUCCCUAGAAUAAACUAUCACAAUCACAGAAAUAUGUUUCUGAUCAUGGAACUCAAGGCUUUAAAGAAGCAACAUUUGACGACCAGUGAUACAGUACGGAUGUUAAACGUAAUCUUCAGUUUACAGCUUCUUGCUACAGUAGUCAUAAUCUUUUCUACCGUCACUAUCUGUUUAUACUACUACAUACUAUCAUCGAAAAGUAUUUUUGUGAACAUGAAUUUUUUUGAGAUGGUAUUGUCUCAUGUAUAUUUCCUACUAUACAUGGCAUACUUUUUUAUAAAAAUUCUAUUGAUAGUAUGGGCCUGCGAAACGGGGAAACAUCAAGCUCAACAAAUCAGUACUUCCAUUCAUGAUGUAUUUAACAUUACCACUGAUGAGAAAAUCAAAGAUGAGUUACAAAUAUUUUCUUUACAAGUACUUCAUUGCGAUAAUACAUUUUCCGCAAAAGGUUUUACUAUAGACGCGAAGCUUCUCGCUGCGGUGAGUGAUGUAUCGUACGCUUUUGUUAAUUAA